Molecule: messenger RNA, 2138 nt
Organism: Lactuca sativa (garden lettuce)
Lineage: Eukaryota; Viridiplantae; Streptophyta; Magnoliopsida; Asterales; Asteraceae
Product: indole-3-acetic acid-amido synthetase GH3.6
Cellular component (GO): cytoplasm
Molecular function (GO): indole-3-acetic acid amido synthetase activity
Source: RefSeq, a predicted model, not a curated record
CCAGUUGUUAUGCACCUUAGACCUUAGCCUCCAUCUUUCGUCUAUAUAAACAAUACCUUCUCUCUUCUUCCCUCCCCACAACCACCAUUUUUCUCUCUAAAACCAUUCACUUGCUCUCUGUGCAGUGUGCACCACCGUCGUAAGCCACCAUGCCUGAGGCUGAGGCACCGAACAACGGCUCCACCACCCUGACGGACUACAAUCUCACCGAGAAAAACAAAAAGUGUCUUCAAUUCAUCGAAGACGUCACCUCGAACCCCGACAACGUCCAACGACAGAUCCUUUCCGAAAUCCUCACCCAAAAUGCCAACGUCGAAUACUUAAUCCGCCAUGGUCUUUCCGGCUACACUGAUCGUGAAACGUUUAAAAAACUUGUCCCUGUUGUUACCUAUGAAGAUCUCCAAAACGAUAUUACACGGAUCGCAAAUGGCGAUAAAUCCCCGAUUCUUUCCUCCCACCCGAUAUCCGAAUUCUUAACAAGUUCUGGGACAUCUGGAGGAGAGAGAAAACUGAUGCCCACCAUUGAAGACGAGCUGGGAAGAAGGUCUUUAUUAUACAGUCUUUUGAUGCCAGUGAUGAACCGGUUUGUACCCGGUUUGGAUAAAGGCAAAGGCAUGUAUUUUCUAUUUAUAAAAUCCGAAGCAAAAACCCCCGGUGGGCUCGUGGCCCGACCCGUUUUGACAAGUUACUACAAAAGCUCCCAUUUCAAAGAAAGACCUUACGACCCGUAUACAAAUUACACGAGCCCGAACGAAACCAUUCUUUGCCCCGAUUCGUAUCAAAGCAUGUAUUCCCAAAUGCUUUGCGGGUUGUACCUAAACAACGAAGUUCUUCGGGUCGGGGCGGUUUUUGCUUCGGGAUUCAUCCGGGCUAUUCGGUUUUUAGAAAAGCAUUGGAAUCUUUUGAGCCAUGAUAUUCGCACGGGUACUUUGAAUUCAAUUAUCACCGACCCGUUGGUGAGGGAAUCCGUGAUGAAAAUCUUGAAACCCGACCCGAAUCUUGCCGAUUUUAUCGAACUCGAGUGCUCAAGGAAGUCAUGGCAAGGGAUUAUUAUGCGAUUAUGGCCGAACACAAAGUAUGUCGACGUUAUCGUUACCGGGUCCAUGGCUCAGUAUAUACCAACUCUUGACUACUAUAGCAAUAAACUCCCUCUUGUGUGCACAAUGUAUGCAUCUUCUGAGUGUUAUUUUGGGGUUAAUUUGAACCCACUUUGUAGCCCUAGUGAGGUUGCGUACACACUCAUUCCCACCAUGGCAUAUUUCGAGUUCCUACCUGUUCAUCGCAACAAUGGCGUGAGCACCACGAAAGGUGAUGAGAAAGAGAGGCAACAACUUGUCGAUCUCGCAGACGUUAAACUCGGUCAAGAAUAUGAACUCGUUGUCACCACUUACGCAGGUCUUUACAGGUAUCGAGUUGGUGAUAUUCUUAGAGUCGUUGGAUUUAAGAACAAAGCACCUCAAUUCAGUUUCAUUUGUAGAAAGAAUGUGGCAUUGAGUAUUGAUUCAGACAAGACUGACGAAGUGGAGCUACACAAAGCAGUGGAGAACGCGGUUAGCCACAUGGUCCCAUUUGGUGCGACAUUGACCGAGUACACGAGCUAUGCUGACACAACCACGAUCCCUGGUCACUAUGUGAUCUUUUGGGAGGUUAGCCAAAAUGGGUUAACUCCGGUUCCAGCUUCGGUGUUUGAAGAUUCUUGUCUCACGAUUGAAGAGUCGUUGAACAGUGUUUAUAGGCAAGGGCGAGCUUCGGAUAAGUCCAUAGGAGCAUUGGAGAUCAAGAUUGUUGAAAACGGGACGUUUGAUAAAUUGAUGGAUUAUGCUAUAAGUUUAGGUGCUUCGAUUAAUCAGUACAAGACUCCGAGGUGUGUAAAGUUUGAGCCGAUUAUAAAACUGUUAAACUCGAGGGUUGUGUCGAGUUAUUUUAGCCCAAAGUGUCCAAAAUGGUUUCCGGGGCAAAAGCAAUGGAGUAAUGUUCAUUGAUUAUGAAUGUGGAUGGACUUGAUUAUAGGUAGGAGUUUAAGAAAAAAAAUGAUGUUGUUUAUAUCAUUUAACAUCUUUAAAUGUUAUGGUAGUAUUUUCAAGUAAGGUAUGUACAAAAACAAUUUGGGAAUCGAAAAGUUGGUUAUGUCUUGUUCA